UGAUUGACUGUUCUGAGAGGAAUAUUGAAGUAUUAUUUUCUUUAUCAUACAUUUGAUUUUAGUGCCUUGUUUAGUGUCCUAUUAUGUGCAGACUUUUGUGCCAUAUGCAAGCUAAGAUAUCCUUCUGUUGAGACAUUUUCUAUGUCUUGACUUUUCAGUAUGUUUCAACACUGUUAUUUUUUUUUCAUCUAUUUGUAAUUUUUAUCUGUGGUCUUGUAAAUAUAUACUGUGUAUAAAUUUAGGUAGUGUAAUUGAUCUGUGUUGUUUCUUUUCUUAACUCAGUAAAAAAUAAACAUUUCUUGAUAUUAUGCUUGUUUUAUCUAUCUAAUCAAUUCCUAACAGAAAAUGCAGAGAGCAACAGAUAUUGACACGUCUAUUGCCAAAUAAUGUUCAGAGAACUAGAAUCGAUCUCCUUAUGUAUGAGUUUUGUUUCAGGGAAUAUGUAUUGUCUCUUUACUAUAGGUGAAAGUAAAGGGUUUGCGAUGUUAUUUGACUUAACUUUCUUUAUUUUUUACAUUAAUGUGCAGGUUUUUUCAUCAUGCUUAGUAACAGUGUACAUUCAAUGUGCUUUGGGAUCAGCCACUUCAAGAUAUGUAUUUCAUCCAGCACUGCUUUUUCCCAACUGUGAGGCAGGAGAUCGGAGAUGCACCAGCAGAUGCUCCCCCACGGGGCCCAGCUCGGGGGCUCGCACGGCGGGGGAGGGCUCGGGGGCGCUCACCCGCACGGCAUGCACGGCCUGCCCGGGGUGCCCGUCGAGAGCCUGCUCUCGACGCCCACCUUCUCUGCCGGCGACUUCGACCACGACCACCAGGCCCGGAUGAACAUGAACAUGGGCAUGGGCAUGAUGGGCAUGGGCGCCGGUCCCGGGGGCCCGCUCGGCGGCGGCCUGGGCGGCGGCCCCGGAGGCCUCGGCAGCCCGGGCAAGGCGCGCAUCCGCCGGUCCGAGGAGCAGCUGCGGCAGGCCGCCGACUGCGUCGUGGAGGGCUCCACCUUCCAGACCGUCUCGGACCGCUUCGGCAUCCCCAUCUCCACCAUCAGGUUCUACAUGGCCCGCCGGGGGAUCCUGCCCCAGCGGCGGCGCGGCCGCUCGAGCGCCGCCGGCGCCGCCUCCAACAACCAGAGCGUCAGCGCCGUCAACCCCUUCCACCAGCUGCCCUAGCGCGCUGGGCUCUGAGGGCUACCGCGCUACAAAAGACAUUGCAUAGCCAUCAACGAUUUUUUUUAACGCUGAGCUUUUGCUUCCCUAUUGUUAAAAGUGAUAGUUGUUUCAGAGGGAAGUCACAAGUCUCACUUUAACUUGUAUUUGUAGAAACUUGUAGACAGGUGAAGUAUUUUGUGCAGUCUUGAUGUGUGUCAAUGAGGCACGGACUUUGUGGGAUUCAGGCAAUUUUGUUGAUUUGGAAUUGUCUUCAAUGUUUUUGUGUUACUGAUAAUGUCAGUAUGAAUGAUGAUCAAGUCAUAAAAUUGCAAGUGCUGAGCUAAAUAAGUUACCUUACAAUAUUUUGAUGUUAAGGAUUAGUACUUAUCUUUCUCUGUUUUCAAAGAGAAAGUCUGAGUAAUAUUUUUGACAUGGGUAUUUAUAUUGAUUUAGAUUUUGAACAUAUGUUAUAGGCUACGCAUAAAGAUUGUAUUGUCUCGUCAGUAUGUGUGUAUUAAUAAUCAUAGUCAUUCUGUACCAAAUGUAGCUAAUAGACAUGAUGAUUACAUUUAUUUAAUAAUGUCAACAUCUGCCAACAUAUUUGAUUUGCUUCCAUUUUUUUUAAAUGAAUUAUUAUUACCGUGUUUCUUAUGCUGAUUGCUAGAAAAGAGUACUUAUCAUGUAUAAUUGGUGCUUUGGUUUCCUUUACUAGAGUGAAUAUUUUGUGGAAUCUGAUUUUUCUUUUCUAUUGAAAGCUAAUUUUAAAGCAAUCAUGUCCUAGUUUUAGUCAAGAGACAUGAACAAAAUGUUUGCCAAAUCUGCUAUACAAGCAAGUAAAUCAAAAACUAAUUACACCCCUGCUUUGUGCCACAUUCAGUACCUUGCUCAUACCAAAGUAAGGUGGUGUUAUACCUAGUUUAUGUUUUUGAAAUUUGGUACUUCGAUGCAAUAAUUGAGAAAUUGAAGGAUGAAGCUGUGUUGGUAGCCUAUACCGAUGUCAAACUUUGACUGACAUUUGGGCUAUGGGUUAGGACAUUUUCCAGUUGCCAUCAAAUAGUUCUUAAAAUUACUUAUUACUAUUACUGUAAAUUUCAAGAACAGUAUGCUAUUUUUUCUACAUAAAAUAUUCUGUUGGACCACUGCUAGAUGAACUGCAAGUGGAUUGUGUUUUUGUAGUGAUUGGACAAACAGCUAUCUGGCAAGUCUGCCUGUUUGGCGUUUGACUAUUGGUAUUCUAGACAUAUGUAAGUGUAAGACUGUGCCUUAGGCUAGUGUAUAAUGUCAGAAAAAUCAUUUAAAAAUUGUUUCAUAGUAUUAUUUCAUUUUAAUUAUUAUUUCUGUGUACUGCUCUAUCCAUUGAACAUUGCAUUAGUGACUCACUAUGUAGAGUUAAAGCAAAAUUGCACUUUCUUUUGAAUUCGUUCUUUCAAAAAUUUUAUUUUCCUGACUGGAAUUUUUCUGUACAGACACAUUUUUGGCAAUUCGAUGGAACCUUUCUACAUUUUUGUUACAUCUUUUAAAUAGUCCAUGCUUGUUACAUGAGUUGUUGAUUUUCACAGCAAAAUUCUUAUGUAGAAAAACCUCCUGAUAUUUUUUUUUUCUGCUGGCUCCUGCCUACAGUGUUAUAAUUUUGUGAGAUUGUUUCUAACAGAUACAUUGGAAAGGGUCACUCCAAACUCUUAAGCCUUGUUUUUGUUAAAAUUAUGAUGCUGUUAGGAUUGUUGAAAUGUGAUGAAUUUUAAAUAAAGAAGGAAGUUUGUUUGUC
This is a messenger RNA of Frankliniella occidentalis (western flower thrips), 2903 nucleotides long. Its product is annotated as keratin, type I cytoskeletal 9-like. The record is from RefSeq and is a predicted model, not a curated record. Bases 644 to 1159 code for a protein of 171 amino acids. NCBI's taxonomy places the organism in Eukaryota, Metazoa, Arthropoda, Insecta, Thysanoptera, Thripidae. The transcript has 2 exons.